CAGUAAUUCUCUUUCCUUGGAAAACCCCAUUUGCUAUUGUGCUCGUCCAAUCGCUGGAUGCCCUCGGCUCAUUAAUCGUUUGACUUCACUGUACUGCUGUCUCCGUCGCUCUGUCUCCUUCUCCUCCCGCUGGCACCGAGGAGAUUCCCCCUCCAGUCUACGGCCAUGACUCCUUGUCAGACCGCAGCGCAAAAGGAGCGACGCUUGAAAUGACUGCUUCGAUUUUUCAUCACCUUAACGCACGAUCGAAAGAGAAUCCGCUGGCUUUUUUGCGUCAUACCGCCGUGACAUCGGGGAAAACAUGCAGGAGAAGCUGACGGACAACGCGAGUCCCACUUCAUCGCGGGCGUCGUCGUCGUUUUUUAUCGAGAAUCUUUUGGGGAAGGGGAGGAAAGGACAGGAGUCGGCACCGGACAGCGGUCGAGGGGAUGCUGGCGUGGAAACAAGCUCCACGGAACGAAACGUAGACGCGCAUCAAGCCGAGACAAGCGCUACAACGCCCGGAGACUCCAGCUCCACAGUCCGGUCUGCGCACAGAGAGUCGCCGUUGCAGUGGUACAGCGGGGGGACCUUGAACUUCAGAGCUUUGGAAACUGCACACAGUCCAAGGGAAAAUACCAGUUCAGAGGACCCCUGCUGCUCAGUGUCAACUAGUGACAGAGGUUCACCUGCCGUGUCCGAGCCAAUAACUGAGGGCAGCGACGAAACCGACAGGAAAGCGGGCGACAGCCACCUGACGGAUGACAACGAGGACGCGCAGAAUGUCUUUGACACACGGUCAGAGCAAGACGCAUCAUCUGACCUGACCUCCACUCGAAAGAAGAAGACCCGUACCGUGUUCAGUCGCAGUCAGGUCUUUCAGCUGGAGUCCACUUUUGACGUGAAACGGUAUCUGAGCAGCUCGGAGAGAGCAGGAUUGGCAGCAUCGCUCCACCUGACAGAGACUCAGGUCAAAAUCUGGUUCCAGAACCGGAGGAAUAAAUGGAAGAGACAGCUGGCGGCCGAUCUGGAGGCUGCACAUAUCCCAAACUCGACCCAGCGGAUUGUCAGGGUCCCCAUCCUGUAUCACGAGGGACCUACGCCCACUGCAGCGCUGGGUUUCAGCUUAAACGGACAUCCAGUUUCUCCACCCAUAGCGGGCUUCUCCAGCUCCAUCAACUACCCUCUGUCAUCGUUUGCUCACUCCAUGAGCAUGCUCAGAUCGCAGAUGACCGGCUUGGUGUAAAGACUGUUAAAGACUGAUAUAUGAAACUGUUUACAGAAAUUCACUACGUUAAUGUUAAUCGUGCAAUAACCCACAAUGCCGCAGAAAAAAAGUUGAUUGCAUCCAAAGAUAGAGCCGCAGAGUCCAUGAUUAUACCACAAAGCGAUGAAGUAUCUUUCUUGACAGUAUAAACUGUAACAGUCGAGCAUGGCAAGGCCGAGGAGGGCAGCGGACUCCGCAGCUGUUGAUGUAUGUUUAAAUACACACAUAUUUUUUGCAAACUUUUAUAUUUAAAGUCACAGUUUCUUUUUCCAACUUUAUCACUUUUUUCCACAUAAUAAAAAUAAAAAUCAAGCACAAACUA
Messenger RNA from Amphiprion ocellaris (clown anemonefish), 1568 nucleotides. RefSeq names its product H6 family homeobox 1 (gene hmx1). Gene Ontology annotation, biological process: negative regulation of DNA-templated transcription; regulation of transcription by RNA polymerase II. NCBI's taxonomy places the organism in Eukaryota, Metazoa, Chordata, Actinopteri, Pomacentridae. Gene Ontology annotation, cellular component: nucleus. The transcript has 2 exons. Gene Ontology annotation, molecular function: DNA-binding transcription factor activity, RNA polymerase II-specific; RNA polymerase II transcription regulatory region sequence-specific DNA binding. The record is from RefSeq and is a predicted model, not a curated record. Bases 302 to 1225 code for a protein of 307 amino acids.